CACCUCCACUCCAUGGUGGGCUGGGGAUCUCCUGUCUUGAGCCCUUAGGCUAAAGACUAACUCUGAAGUCUGCUUCUCCAGGCUGUCCUAGUACUGAGGCUCAAGUCUACAAUCUGUACAGUAGCCUAAUAGUGAUGCACUUUGCAGCUUGAAAGUCUGUAGAGAGGACUGUGUGGGAAUCAUUCAGUGGGGUAAGAAACUAGGCAAAUGAUGACAAAUGCCUGUCUCUUUUCUCUGAGCAGGAGCACCAGGCCUGGGAGAGAAGCUGAGGCUGCUGGCUCCGUGGGAGAAGGUAGACGUUUGGCACAAUCAGUCCUUGCACAGCCAUCUCACUUCGUGCUCACUAGUGACCAGGGAAGAACAAUAUAAGAGGAGCCACAGAGAUGGAGACCAGAGAUUCAGGCCUUGGCUGCAUUCCCAAGGAGCCUGAGGCAUCCAGCUCCCUGCUCUUUGGAGCAACGUAUGUCUGCCGAGCCCCUGCCUACCUGGACCGCGUGGACAUGUUGUCUGGUGCCCCGACUCCAGGUUCACCCCGUGUACCGCAGCAGAGGGCCCUGAGGCUGAAGCAGGUGGGUGCGGACCGUGUGCUGCACCCGGGGCUGUGCACGUGGACGCUGGCCCCUGUUGAAACCGUCCUCUAGUGCCCGGUCACGCCCGCCAUGCCCCAUGUUCACAGCCACUCUGUCACGCAGUGCUGGCUCCCUGUCCCCUUCUCCUGACCCACACACCCCGGUGGCUGAUUUCUGUUCCUGACUAGGGGGAUGCCUGCACCUGCUCCCCACUCUUCCUGAGGAUGGGGAAGUUGAGGAGGACGGGAAAGAAAGCAGUCACUCAUACUUCAGGUACAUGCAAGAAUUUCUUCUUAAAAAAGGUUUUGUUUGUGUUGUUUUCUACGAUUUCCCUUUGGGCUGGGAGACUUGGGUUUGGGAGUGUGAUGGAUGAAAUCUAGUGGCCUUGCUGGAAGACUCCUUGGCUUGGCCUGAGGGGAUUGGCCUGACCCCCUGUGUGUUCCUCAGAGCCCGGUCUGGGUGAGUCUGUGCUGGCUGGGCAUCCUUGAGCCCUCACUGCCCUCAAACAGUUAGGAGGUGUGUCUGGGUGUGUGUUUGAAACCAGGGCCACCCCCUCCUGUGCUUUCUGAGCUGGGCCCCAGGGAUGACUCCCUGGUCCUGCGUGUGGGGCUCCUAGAGUGCAGGUCAGGCUGGGAGCCCUGCC
Bubalus bubalis (water buffalo) is the source of this 1212-nucleotide messenger RNA. RefSeq lists its product as uncharacterized. Bases 384 to 641 code for a protein of 85 amino acids. Lineage: Eukaryota; Metazoa; Chordata; Mammalia; Artiodactyla; Bovidae. The record is from RefSeq and is a predicted model, not a curated record. The transcript is spliced from 2 exons.